AUGAUACGCUCUCUCGUGGGAGAGGACGGAGGAUCUGACGCUGUUGUUGUGGAUAUCGAAGUUGUUGAUGCUUUGCGACAUGCGGUGAAAGAGAAGAACCCGAAUGCUCUCGCGAACUGUGAUGCGUUCGACCUGACAGUGCUCGAGAAUCGUGCGAAGUACGAUGUGAAAGAAUCUCUGUCGCUAUGCUCAUCAAUCGAAGCGUUUGGGACACCAGAGAAUGAAGCAUUCAUUGUGGUUGCUCGUGAGCCGAUGAUGAGGAUGAAGUGUACAAGCCAUUUGAUCCCCCAUUGGUGCAGUACUUUAUGCCGUCAUCAAGAUAUUUCGAAGAUACCCGAAGACGAAAAAGGAUGUCUAAGUACUGGCGCUCACGUGUGGGAAUGCUACUUGUUGGCAUUUGUUUAA
This is a messenger RNA of Plasmopara halstedii, 405 nucleotides long. RefSeq lists its product as uncharacterized. The transcript is spliced from 3 exons. Lineage: Eukaryota; Oomycota; Peronosporomycetes; Peronosporales; Peronosporaceae. The record is from RefSeq and is a predicted model, not a curated record. Bases 1 to 405 code for a protein of 134 amino acids.